GGGCGGGACUGAGUGGCGCGCGGUGUGCUUCUUGCUGUACGUGCCGCGAUUGUUUUCGGCAUGGAGGAAAUUUAUGCUAAGUUUGUGUCACAGAAAAUCAGCAAGACUCGCUGGCGACCGCUGCCUCCGGGGAGCCUACAGACCGCAGAGACCUUCGCCACGGGGUCCUGGGACAAUGAGGAAAAUUAUGUCUCACUGUGGUCUAUUGGAGAUUUUGGGAACUUGGACCCUGAUGGAGGGUUUGAAGGAGACCAUCAGUUAUUGUGUGAUAUCAGACACCAUGGUGAUGUAAUGGAUUUACAAUUUUUUGACCAGGAAAGAAUUGUAGCUGCUUCAUCAACAGGAUGUGUAACAGUUUUACUUCACCAUCCAAAUAACCAGACUCUGUCAGUCAGCCAGCAGUGGACAGCAGCUCACUACCACACGGGCCCGGGCAGCCCUUCCUGUAGCAGUGCACCAUGCACGGGUGUUGUGUGUAGCAACCCAGAAAUUGUCACAGUUGGAGAAGAUGGUCGAAUAAAUCUCUUCAGAGCUGAUCACAAGGAAGCUGUAAGAACUAUAGACAAUGCAGAUAGCAGUACCCUCCAUGCUGUAACCUUCCUUCGAACACCUGAGAUUCUUACAGUAAAUUCCAUUGGACAGUUAAAAAUAUGGGAUUUCAGACAACAAGGAAAUGAGCCCUCUCAGAUAUUAUCACUGACUGGUGACAGAGUGCCCCUCCACUGUGUUGAUAGACAUCCCAACCAGCAGCACGUUGUAGCUACCGGUGGCCAGGAUGGAAUGUUGAGUAUUUGGGAUGUUAGACAAGGUACAAUGCCUGUGUCCCUCUUGAAGGCUCAUGAAGCUGAAAUGUGGGAAGUUCACUUUCACCCAUCCAACCCAGAUCAUCUAUUUACUUGUUCUGAAGAUGGAUCUCUCUGGCAUUGGGAUGCCUCCACAGAUGUACCUGAGAAAUCAUCACUCUUUCACCAAGGAGGAAGAAAUAGUACUUUUUUGUCUCACAGCAUUAGUAACCAGGCUAAUGUUCACCAAUCUCUGAUAAGUUCCUGGCUCAGCACUGAUCCUGCCAAAGACCGUAUUGAAAUCACAAGCUUGCUUCCCAACAGGACUUUGUCUGUGAACAGUUUGGAUGUUUUAGGUCCUUGUCUUGUUUGUGGAACCGAUGCAGAAGCAAUUUAUGUUACUAGACAGCUUUUUUCAUGAAAAUACUAUAAGAUUUCAUGUAAAACAUACAGUUGGAACCUUUCAAAUUCCAACUUCUAUGCAAAUUUUCAUUAUUGGAAAAUGUGAAAUUUGCAGGGGAAGCAUCCGUAAACUGUUGUUAAUGUCGAUGCCCAGUUUUGGCUUUUGUUAACUGAAUCCUGCUCUAACAGUUAGUCGCUAGAGUCUGAUUGAUGACUAAUGGCAAAAUAAUUGGAAUGUAUGGAAGAACAUCAGGAAUCCUUGUGGUCAUAAAUGCACUGCCUUCAAACAGACAAUUCUGGACAGCUUAUGGAAUCAGCUCUUCAUUUUUUGAUGUUGUAGAGCUUAAUAAUGUCAUACAAUUUAAUAAUAAUGCUACCAAGGAGUUUCUAGCCUUUUUAUGAAUAGUAUAUGGGGCAUACCGCUCCCUGGUGGCAUUAGCCAGUGUUAGUAUUUAUUCUUUUUACUGCAAGUAUUUUUUUCAAUUCUUCCACAUUUUAUUUCCUUAAUAAUUUCAAUACACUUUUUCCAGAAAGAA
This is a messenger RNA of Camelus dromedarius (Arabian camel), 1720 nucleotides long. RefSeq names its product nucleoporin 43 (gene NUP43). Bases 61 to 1203 code for a protein of 380 amino acids. Gene Ontology annotation, cellular component: nuclear pore outer ring. Lineage: Eukaryota; Metazoa; Chordata; Mammalia; Artiodactyla; Camelidae. The transcript has 8 exons. The record is from RefSeq and is a predicted model, not a curated record. Gene Ontology annotation, molecular function: protein binding.